Messenger RNA from Peronospora belbahrii, 990 nucleotides. The record is from the annotation of a GenBank genome assembly. NCBI's taxonomy places the organism in Eukaryota, Oomycota, Peronosporomycetes, Peronosporales, Peronosporaceae.
AUGAGCGACUUGAACGACGACGAUUUUUCUCUAGGUGAUGAUUCCUCCGAUGAUGAGCCGUUUACGCUAAAAGAUAAAGCCGAUAAUGAUGAAGAUGAAGAAGACUUUGCCGAAGAAUCCGUUUCCAGUGACGCGUCGGAUUUUGAGAAUCUGGUGCGUAAAUCCAAGAAAGCACGCGUAUCGCACACAAACAUUAAUAGCAAGAGCUCGAAAGUAAUAGUUGAUGCAAGAUCAAACGUUAAAUCUAUGCACUCCAAGCAAACCGUAGCUUCAAAGGUUAUGGUGGACAAGGCAAAGAAAUCUGUUACUACAGCUGCUGCUACAAAGGUCUCAGCAGGUUCGAAUCCGAAACCUUUAACAGCUGAAAACGCUGAAGCCGCGGUACUUGAGUACAUGCGCAAGACGAAUCGACCGUACAGUCUACUCAAUGUGUUUGAGAAUAUGCAUCGAGCCAUUGCCAAGCCGUCUCUGACCAAGUUACUGGACAACCUUGUGAUUAAGCAAGAGCUGGUGAGCAAAACGUACGGCAAGGCAAAAAUCUACUACAUGAACCAAAACAACUUGCCGAUGCCGUCCGAGGAAGAACGGAUGAUGAUCGAGGAGAAGAUUAGGGCGGUGACUGCGGAAUGUAUUGCGUCUGAGCAGGAGUUGAAGAGCGCAGAAGCUAUGUUAGCUGGAGUUACUUCACAUAUCUCGGAUGCAGACUUGGAUGCAGCGCUGAAGCAACUUGACGAGGAGGCAGAAAUUUUGGAAAAGAAGGCGGAGACACUGGAUCAACCAGGUCGAGAUAGGGUGUCCCCUGGCAGGAAGGACGCACUGAAGCGCAAAUUUACAAAAUAUCGCACAGCUUGGGUGGCACGUAAACGCAUUGCGAUGGACGGCGUCAAUCAAAUUGCUGACGGGAUGGAGAAGAAACCGAAGGCUGUGCUGGACCUGAUUGGACUGGAGACAGAUGAGGAUGCCGGUGUGAAAGAGCUACCAAAUAUUUAA